Molecule: messenger RNA, 2547 nt
Organism: Labeo rohita (rohu)
Lineage: Eukaryota; Metazoa; Chordata; Actinopteri; Cypriniformes; Cyprinidae
Gene: cyld2
Product: cylindromatosis (turban tumor syndrome), b
Exons: 13
Coding region: 43-2157 (704 amino acids)
Biological process (GO): protein K63-linked deubiquitination
Cellular component (GO): cytosol
Molecular function (GO): cysteine-type deubiquitinase activity; K63-linked deubiquitinase activity
Source: RefSeq, a predicted model, not a curated record
ACAUCACGCCUGAUUAGUAGAUAACUGACUACUUCUGUGUUCAUGAGGCGACUGCUGUCGAGCAAACACUCAUCCUUUACCAUGGAACUGAUCGAGGAACAACAGGAGCGCUACUUUAUUGUAGUGAGGAGAAGUAAGAAGGGCUUAUCUCGCGGGACAAUUGGGCACGGGGAUGCGGAGACAGCAGCUGGAGAUCUCACAGGAAUGGUUUAUGGAGGAGAUGGCAGUGCCAGAAGCAGUGGCACGGUGAAGAAGCAGGACACAUACCCACUCACACGCCAUCAAGCUCAGCUACUUCUGUUCGUUUCUCCUGCCAGCAGGCGACUGGAGCUCCUCUGCAACGUCCAGCUCUUCAAUGCAAUCUGUGCUCUUGCUCAGGAUGAUCUUGUAGUAAUCAAACACAAGAAGGAAUUUCAACCAUGCCUGGUGAAAAAUCUUAUUCAAAUAGGCAAGAAAGACAAACCGGGUGUCUUGCAGAUGCUGGGAUUUGAGUUGGAGUUAGUGGACACUGAGCAUGAUAUUUUGUCGAAGAAGACUGCCCCUCUUCCCUUCUUCAGCGCAGCUGACAUUGUCCAGGUGGCUCCAUCGCAUUUAAACACCAGGCAACCACUGAGAGGCGGCAUUGAUUUAGGUUUGAAAAGGAAAGCAGUGUCUCGUAUCAAAUCAAUGCCAGCUUUCAAAUCACGCAAUGCAAAAAAAGAAAGUAUCUUAUUAAACACGAAUGGGUCUGACUCCAUUCAGGCCUUGUCCCAUUAUUCUCUGGAGGUGGGGUCCAUGGCAGAGGUCAUAUCUUUGAAUGGACUGACUGUGUAUGGGGUGAUCAGAUGGAUUGGGGUUCCAGAAGGAAAGAAAAAUUGCUGGGCAGGACUUGAGCUGGACAACGAGGCGACGACUUGUUCAGAUGGGACAUUUGGUACAAAGCGGUAUUUUACCUGCGAAGAAAACAAAGCCUUGUUUGUGCCACUGAACAACUGCAAACCAGACAGCAGGUUUCUGAAUGAGAUCCAUAAACCACUUGAACCUCCCUCAGUCGCACUUCUGGAAGAUUUAAAUGAAGAUGUUCCCCCUGUUCCUGAGCAAGACGUUUUGUCUCAUCUGGUUGGCAGAAUGAGGGGAAUCCAAGGCCACUUCAACUCCUGCUAUCUAGAUGCCACUCUCUUUAGUCUCUUCACGUCAUCCAUAGCUUUUAACGGAAUGUUUAACAGAUCAACAGAUAGCGAGGAAGGCAUUUCACACAUUUUGAGACGGGACAUUGUGAACCGUUUACGCCGAUCAGGAUUUGUUCCAGCAGAAAGUGUGAUGAAGUUUCGUAAACAGCUGGGCUGCAAAUCUUUUGCUACAGAGGAGAAAGAUCCAGAGGAGUUCAUCACACUACUACUAAAGCAUGUUUUACGCAUGGAGCCAUUGCUUAAAAUCAGGUCACAUAGAGACUUGCCACAGAAUGCCUAUACACAUCAGAUCAUUGUAGAGAAGAAUCAGGUGCGAGCUGUGCCUUCGGUUGAACAGCUGCUUGAGAUGUCUUUUGUGUCAAGUGAUCUAAAGUUUGAAGAGAUUCCAUCUUGCCUUAUAGUUCAGAUGCCACGGUUUGGAAAGAAGUUCAAGAUGUUCCCUAAAAUCAUUCCCUCAACAGAGCUGGACAUCACAGACAUUCUCUGGCAGCUCCCCCGGGAAUGUUUUCUGUGUGGUCAUCUUGCUGAAUAUGAGUGUGUCCAGUGCCUGAUGGACCAUAAGCUCCAACCAGGCAAAAUUAAGCAGUAUUGCUUCACCUGCAACACACAGGUUCACACUCAUCCCUCCCGAAAGGAACACGCUCCUCACAAACUUACAGUUCCGGAUCAUCUUCCAGAAGAUGUACCUUUACAGAGGCACCAGAUGCAACUGUUUGCAGUCCUCUGUAUAAACACCAGCCAUUAUGUAUCUUUUGUUAAAUAUGGUCCUAACCCACAGUCCUGGAUCUUCUUUGACAGCAUGGCUGACCGAUGUGGUGAUGAUAACAAUGGCUACAACGUUCCUGUGGUCAGGUCCUGUCCUGAAGUGGGAGACUUCCUUUCACAAUCUGAAGAGGAGAUGUCCACAGCAGAUGUGAGCCAGUGCAGUGAGCUGGUGCGCAGACUGCUGUGUGAUUCAUACAUGUGUCUGUAUCAGAGAACAGAGUGAGGAGAGAGAUUUGUGAUAUGUUCAGACUGCUGUGUCCUUACCAUAUCUCUUGUGUCAUUACAUCAUCAGAGUUGACACAUGAGUUACACCGAUGUUUUGCUCAGACACUGUUCUUUAUCAAAUUGUUCAUCUGUGACUUCUAAUGGAAGUGUAUUUACUGUAUAUGUAAAAGGGCUCAUAGAUGCAUGUUAAGACAUUUUAUUAGGUAGAGGUAUGCAUUUAUACACAAAUGACAAUUUAAUUUAUUUUGAUAGUUUAGUAUGUUCAGUAUGAUAUUUUUUGUUACAUGAUUUAUUGUUUAGAUUAUUUAGCUAAGUUUAUUUGUACUGAUUAGUAUAUUCUGUUUGUAUGGAAAAUGAUUACAUUUGUUUAAUGUUUAUAUUUGUAAUA